AUGCAGGGUGCUUCUACCAUCUCCACUCUCCUUCUGCUUAUUUUUCCCUCCUUCCUAUUCUUCUCCCACUUUCCCAAUAUGGUCAGUGGGGACUGCUGGCUCAUUGAGGGAGACAAAGGCUAUGUGUGGCUGGCUAUCUGCAGUCAGAACCAGCCGCCGUACGAGACUAUCCCCCAGCACAUUAACAACACGGUGCAUGACUUGAGAUUGAAUGAGAACAAGCUGAAAGCUGUGCUCUUUGGGUCUAUGUACCGCUUCACCAACCUGACUGACCUCAACCUCACCAAGAAUGAAAUCAGCUAUAUUGAGGAUGGAGCCUUUGCUGGACAAGCCAACCUACAGGUUCUUCAGCUGGGCUACAACAAGUUGACGAACUUAACUGAGGGUAUGAUGAGAGGGCUCGGCCGCCUGCAAUGCCUCUUCCUGCAGCACAACCUCAUUGAGGUUAUUGCUAGCAAUGCAUUUUGGGAGUGCCCCAGUCUCAACAGCAUUGACCUGUCAUCCAACAAACUUGCUCGCAUUGACCCAUCCACAUUCACAAUUCUCAAUCGGCUGAUGGUGUGUGAACUGGCAGCAAAUCCAUUCCAUUGCGGCUGUGACCUUUAUAGCUUCCUAACCUGGUUGGAGUCCUUCAACAAUGUCACACACACCUAUGACCGCCUCCAGUGUGAGACGCCCCGUGAAAUGUUUGGCUUCCCCUUACUUACUGCUGCUGGCCAUGCUGGUCGGAAUGCAAAAAACAUUUUGUAUCAUCACUGCCGAAAUGGAGUGAUGAUUCCAGGAAUGACCUCUCUCCCACCAGAUCUGGAUGGUCCAUCUGGGCUCGGACCAGAGAUGUUUGGUGGUGUGGGGCCAUACCACCAGCCUACCACCUCUUCCUCAUCUACUGAACACAGCUUCAUUCCCAGCAUCAAGCUCCAUCAUGUCGCUUUGUCAUCAGCCUCUCUCCUUGUGCAGAUUCCAAGGCCCUACAGCAAAAUGUAUAUUCUAACACAAUAUAACCACACAUACGUGUCUGACGUCAUGAAUUUGAAGAACAAGAAGGAGAUGAUUACCCUCAAUAAGCUCAAACCGCACACCAAUUACACCUUCUGUGUUGCAUCCAUCCGCAACUCUCAACGUUACAACCACACCUGUGUCCAGUUUUCCACUCGGGCUCAAAAUCUAGAUGACAUGCCCCCUACACCUUCCACCACAACUCACUAUAUAAUGACCAUUGUGGGCUGCCUUUUUGGCAUGCUCAUUGUUUUAGGCUUUGUCUACUAUUGUCUACGUAAGAAACGGAUGCAUGAUGAGAAGAAAAAGUCCAUCUGUGUCAAGAAAACUAUUCUGGAAAUGCGCUAUGGACCAGAGGUAGCAGCAGCAGUGGCUAAUGAUCCAUCGGCAGUCCACAAGCUUCAGGAGCAGUCCAGAGAACAUCACCAGUAUCAGCAUCACCAUGGAGGCAAACUUCCCAUGUCCGCAUCAUCCAGCUCGGGAAUGCUCCACUCAGCCAACACUAGUUCCUCAAGACUUUCCUCUAUUCCACAAGUAGAAAAGAUGGCCACUGCCUUUUCAGAGGCUUUGGCCACAAGUAAAGGAAAUUAUAUGGAUGUCAGAACUGGAGGGGCAGGAAUGGAGAGGGUGGGAGAUGGUGGGCAUGGAGGGAUGAGGGGGGCAGACUUGAGGGAUGAUGAUGGAACUGAUGUUGGGGAUGACUCAGAUGAUGAUGGACACGGCUCUGCAUCAGAGAUUUCCACCAUUGCCAUGGAGGUGGACAAGGUUAACCAGAUCAUUAACAACUGCAUUGAUGCACUGAAAUUGGAUGCAGCAGCUGUUGCUGCUUCGGGGGCAUCUACAAACCCUACAGCCUCCUCCAAUCCCACCUCCCCUCCCCCCACCAGCACGUCUUCCCUUACUCGUGGCCUAAUCCCACUCUCACAAGGGUUGACAGAGACAUGCCAGGUCAUUGCUCCCAACAAAAUACCCCCUCCACCUCCACUCCCUGCUUUAAAUGCUCCUCUUUCUGAGCGCCCAGGGAUCAGUGGUGGUGGCUUUGUGGUCAGUCCCCCCUACAGGCCCCCUCCACCAGCCACUGCUGUACGUCCCAUUCAGCGACAAAUGAGUGCAGAUGCAGCUGUAGUUAUUGUAAAUGCCGUCAAAAAACAGUGCAGCACCACCUCUUGUGGCUCCAUGGGUCGGGAUAGGGAACGUGGAGGAGCUAGGGUGUAUAGCUUGGAUGUUCCUGAGCCGAGGAGCCCAGAUGCCUGUAAUCAACAACAGCAGCAGUACCCGGACCGAGCAAGUCCUGUGGGCUGUGGGGAGCCCCUUGAGAGGCUGCCUUUAGUGGGUAGUGGGAGCUGCGGUGGAGGGGGUGGUGGUGGUUGCGACAGUGGUGGUGUUGGUGUCCAACAUCAGGACAGCCAGAAGCCACACCAUUAUCAUCAACAGCGACAAAUACAACAACAACAACAGCAGCAGCUGGAGGUGCAGCAGGACUACCACUGCUCGGAGCACCGCCACUCCGUCCCAGCUCUUUACUAUGAAGGCUCCCACCAGGGCUCCCCAGCCCAGAGAGUUUCCUUCCUAAAGCCCUUGACGCGCUCCCGCAGGGAUGCAGCAUCUUAUUCCCAGCUUUCGCCUGCCCGCCACCAUUCCAGUUACUCUGGUUACUCCUCCAGCCCAGAGUACUCCUCAGAGAGCUCACUGCGGAUCUGGGAGCGCUUUCGUCCCUACCGAAAAGGCCAGCGGGAUGAGGCCUGUUAUGUGACGGCCGGAAAUGCUCUUCGAAAAAAGGUGCAGUUCGCUAAAGGCGAGGACCUGCAUGACAUCCUUGAUUAUUGGAAGGGUGUGUCAGCACAGCAGAAACUGUGA
Messenger RNA from Morone saxatilis (striped sea-bass), 2853 nucleotides. Its product is annotated as protein phosphatase 1 regulatory subunit 29. The transcript is spliced from 2 exons. Gene Ontology annotation, molecular function: protein binding. The record is from RefSeq and is a predicted model, not a curated record. NCBI's taxonomy places the organism in Eukaryota, Metazoa, Chordata, Actinopteri, Moronidae. The coding region runs from base 1 to 2853 and encodes 950 amino acids. Gene Ontology annotation, cellular component: plasma membrane.